CUCAUUACUAUACAAAGUGGCGUCAUCAUUUGUGCUGCUGGCAUAGGAAUACUAGUGAUGGAUCAUGGUCUCUCCUAGUGUUUUUGGAAUUAGUUUGUCAUUUUCUAGCUAGCUAGGUAUCUCCAAAUUAUAUGAUGUCGUGUGAUAUCUCCGUAGCUAAUGCUACUAUGAUGUUCCGGUUGAUGGUGUGAAUGAUGUCGCGUCAGAGGAGAGAUCUCUAGGGGAGGUCUUCUACAUGAAUCUCGCCGUAGCUGCAGCUAGCUAACACUUCAUUGACCAAGAACAAUGUGGCCUGCUGUUUCGGGAAAACGAUUGGAACUGCGGGACUAAACCAAACACAGACAUGGCUUCCGAGCUCCAGGUGUUCUCCUCACCCUCAAUCUCCUCCAGCGCCUACACUCGCUCCAAGAAACUGAAGGUAGAGAACAGUGUGUGGGAUGUGAGCAGCCAAGUGGGAGACAACAACAGCAGUUACUACCAGCAGCAGGGCCCCAGCCAGGGCAAUGGAAACACAUCCUCCCCCUCUGUAUCAAGUUUCAACCCAGCAUACAACUCAUCCAACUCCAACCAGGGGUAUCCAUCAAUGGGGGCAGGCUCCCGGGAGCAGACGGUCGUACGGGCGGCAGACAGCACCGGCAGCGUCCGAGGACCACCUUCCUCUUCAUCUUCCUCCUCUUCCGCCAGUUGCCUUGUCAAAGAUGCUGCAUCAUCAUCCUCCCAGCCAGGCGACAUAUACCAAAAUCAGUAUGGUAACAGCCUGAAGAGGAAGAGUGAGGAGGUGGACAGCAGUGACAGUGUUCAGAUCCUUGAGGAGCUCUCGGCCCCUGUGCUCUCCAACCGCACAGCUGCUGGCGGGGGGACCACCACAGCCCAGUCCAUAGCACAUUCCACCUCCACCACUAAGAGUAGUAACUCCCACAGUGAGGGGGACUACCAGCUAGUGCAGCAUGAGAUCCUGUGCUCUGUGUCCAACAGUUAUGAGGUGCUGGAGUUCCUAGGGAGAGGUACAUUUGGUCAGGUGGCUAAAUGCUGGAAGCGUGGCACUAAUGAGAUUGUGGCCAUCAAGAUCUUGAAGAAUCAUCCCUCAUAUGUCCGGCAAGGUCAAAUUGAGGUGAGUAUCCUGAGCAGACUGAGCACAGAGAAUGCUGACGAGUUCAACUUUGUGCGUUCCUACGAGUGUUUCCAACACAAGAACCACACCUGCCUGGUGUUUGAGAUGCUGGAGCAGAACCUCUAUGACUUCCUGAAGCACAGCAAGUUCAGCCCGCUGCUACUCAAGUCCAUCCGGCCUGUGCUGCAGCAGGUGGCCACAGCCCUGAUGAAGCUGAAGAGCCUAGGUCUGAUCCAUGCUGACCUGAAGCCAGAGAACAUCAUGCUUGUAGAUCCUCUCAGACAGCCCUACAGGGUCAAGGUCAUCGACUUUGGCUCUGCCAGCCAUGUCUCCAAGGCCGUGUGUUCCACCUACCUGCAGUCCCGCUACUACCGGGCGCCAGAGAUCAUCCUGGGUCUUCCCUUCUGUGAAGCGAUUGACAUGUGGUCUCUGGGCUGUGUCAUUGCUGAACUGUUCUUGGGUUGGCCUCUUUAUCCCGGUGCCUCAGAGUAUGGUCAGAUCCGGUACAUUUCCCAGACCCAGGGUCUGCCUGCUGAGUACCUCCUGAGUGCAGGCACUAAGACCAGCCGCUUUUUCAACAGAGGCCCUGACUCCAGUUACCCCCUCUGGAGGCUCAAGACACCUUCAGAGCAUGAGGCAGAGCUGGGGAUAAAGUCAAAGGAGGCGAGGAAAUACAUUUUCAACUGUUUGGAUGACAUGAUGCAGGUGAGGGUGAACAUGACUAGUCUGGUGGGGACUGACGUCCUGGCAGAGAAGGCUGACCGGAGAGAGUUUAUUGAUCUGCUAAAGAAAAUGCUGACGCUGGACGCAGACAAACGCAUCACCCCCAUGAAGACCCUCAACCACCCCUUCGUCACCAUGACACACCUGCUGCACUUUCCUCACAGCUCACAUGUGAAGUCAUGCUUCCAGAACAUGGACAUAUGCAAGCGCAGGGUCAGCGCUUUCGAGAAUGGAAAGAAUCUGUUUUCUAGCAACAACAAUCCCAGUGCAGCUACAAACCUCACUGUUACAUUUAGCAGCCAGCUCAACCAGCACAACCAGAUGGCGUCCACCGGUGGCCAGUCACUGUCAGUGAGCAGCAACGUCCCUCUGCUGAACUACCAGCCGGGCCUGUAUCAGCAGGCUACGAUCAACAUCCCCGGUCUCCCCCAGCAGAGUGUCCCUCUGCAGACCAGACCCACCCAGCUAUGUGGCCAGGCUGAGCCUUUCCAGCAGACUCUCAUCGUCUGCCCCCCCACCAUCCAGGGCCUCCAGACAUCCGGCAAACACUCUGGUUUCCCAGUGAGGAUGGACAACGCUGUUCCCAUGGGGCCCCAGAACCAGUCCACUCAGCCUCUACAUCUCCAGCCUGGAAUGCUCACACAGGCCUCCUGCAAUCCUUUGAUGGUAGCCACUCUGCACACCCCUGUGGCAGGAAUGGCCCCUCUGUAUUCGCUGCCCCUGGGCUGUGGGGCUGGAAGGCCCGGCCUGCUGGAUCAGAGCUCCACCAUGCUGCAGGGCUGGCCAGCAGGGACCCAGCAGAUCCUUAUCCCCUCCACGUGGCAGCAGAUGCCAGGCAUGGCCCUUCACAACCCCAGCCAGAGCCAGACACUGGUCCCUGACUCUCCCAUGGGAGCCCCUCUCUCUGGUGGAGACGGCUCAGGACAACAAGCAUCACACCGGAGGGGUCGUCAUGGCAGUCAGUACGAUGGCAUCAUGCAGCAGGACCUUGCACUGGGGCGUCAAGCACCCACGGCCCCCUCCCAAGCAAGACCCCAGCAGGGGAAAGGGUGUAAGGCUCGACAUGCCGACAGUAGGGCCAGGCCUGUGUUGUCGCUGGAGCAAGCUGCCUCUGUGGUCGACAACACCCCUGCCUUCAAUGGUGAUCCAAUCGUCAUCUCCGAUACUCCCAGCCCUGCUGCCAGCAUUAUCUCCAUCCACAGCGACACAGAGGACGAAGAUGACAGGAAGUUCCCUGCUGCCGGCUCUGGUGUUAACCAGCGAGCCAAUGUGAUCAGCUGUGUGACGGUGCAUGACUCGCAUGACUCUGACUCGUCGAUCAGCAGUCCCCUGAGCCCCAAGCGCCUUGCCACCAACUCCUCCUCGUCCCAGUCCUCCUCCAAGUCCCUUGCCAUCAUCCUGCCCUCAGUGAAGACUCAGUCUGGGGAGAGCGGGACCCACAAAUCAGAUCAACACGUUAAUGUCUCUGGUAAGUCCAAGAAGGUGACAGCUCAGCAGUCCAGCAGGGCUGGAGGGGCCUCCAGCUCUGAUCGCCAUCAAAGGGCCACAACUAGCAGAUCUCAACCCCUCAACCUGAGUCAGGUACAGCAGUCUGUGAUGUCAUCAUCACAAGACCGAACAGGAGGCAACAGCAGCUCCUUGCGUCGUCAGCCCACCUACCCUCCUCCAGUCUCCUCCCACUCCUACCGUUUGCAAGAGGCUUCCUCCAUCUUCACCUCUACCCCUAACCUGUACGCCUACCCUGCCUCUGCCGCCCUGGCCUCUGUCUCUCAGGCCAUGGACCAGCUCCACGCCGGGGGCUCUUCUAGACACGCCCGGCCCAGCGGGCCCUACUCCUCCCUGGGGCUCCUUCAUGCCCAGGGACAGUACCACCAGCAGCAGCAGCAGCAGCUGGCAGCCCAGCCUUACCCCGUCCCACGGUCCAGCGCAGCGGCCUACCAGCUCAGCCAGAGGAAGCUCAGUCAGUACCCCUACCUGUGAGGAAUAGAGGCUGCUAUUUCUGUGGAAAAAAACAGCUAUCUCGCCCAGCGGAAGACCAAAUGGAGACCAAGACUAUAAAGGCGCAGCACUGCACAAGUUUAGCACAGGCACUAUGAUACUUAAAUACCACAGAUAUUUUUAAAUGUGCAAUUUAGUAAGGCCUCGUUUAGAAUUAUUUUAACAGCUUUGUUCGCAAUGUCCUGAUUUCAAGUGGUAAAUAUUUUUCAUUCCUUGUUACUUAAAUGAAACGCGCUUAUGUGCAAAAAAGUCCUUUAAACAUUUGUCUUAUGUAAAGCCAGUAUUUUGCUAUCUUUGUUUUUAGAAUAUUACGCUUGUAAAAGCACUAACCCGUGUGUCCAUUGUCGUUAUCAUGACAUUUUAUUUCCAUGUACUGCAGCUAAUCAAAUUGUACUAGAAUUACAAGACGGACCUUUUUUUAAAUGUAUUUGUUUUUAUCAUUAUUUUGAAUGUCUACGUAUUGCAAAUAACGCUGAACAGAGUUUCUCUGUUUCAUAAGUGUGUUUUCUGUGUCUGUUGUAAAAGAAUACAGAUAAAACAAUGAG
Molecule: messenger RNA, 4377 nt
Organism: Oncorhynchus masou masou (cherry salmon)
Lineage: Eukaryota; Metazoa; Chordata; Actinopteri; Salmoniformes; Salmonidae
Gene: hipk1a
Product: homeodomain interacting protein kinase 1a
Exons: 18
Coding region: 344-3814 (1156 amino acids)
Biological process (GO): smoothened signaling pathway; peptidyl-threonine phosphorylation; intrinsic apoptotic signaling pathway in response to DNA damage by p53 class mediator
Cellular component (GO): nucleus; cytoplasm; PML body
Molecular function (GO): protein serine/threonine kinase activity; ATP binding; protein tyrosine kinase activity
Source: RefSeq, a predicted model, not a curated record